GUCCAUGGGAAGUGUGUGUGUAAACACAACACAGCAGGGGACCACUGUGAGAAAUGUGCACCACUAUACAAUGAUCAGCCUUGGAAGCCAGGAGAUGGAAAAACAGGGGUGCCAAAUGAAUGCAGAAAGUGUCGCUGUCACAACCAUGCUGAUAGCUGCCAUUUUGAUUUGAGUGUUUGGCUGGCAUCAGGAAAGCGCAGUGGUGGAGUCUGCGACAACUGCAAGCAUAACACAGAGGGACAUCGGUGUCAAAGAUGCAAACCAGGGUACUACCGAGAUAGAGGGAAACCCAUAUCUUCUACGGAGGUCUGCAAACCUUGCGCCUGCCAGCCAAUGGGUUCAGCCAACGCAACUUUCAGCAGAAGCUGGCGAUGCCACCCCAAGACGGGAUUCUGCUACUGCAAGCCAGGUGUGGCGGGCCCCAACUGCGAUAGAUGUCUCAUGGGCUACUGGGGCUUUGGAGAAAAUGGCUGUCGCCCUUGUGACUGUGCCAGAGACUGCGACCAGCAUACUGGAAACUGUUUCAAUGGCUAUGACAAUGAGCCAUUCUUUAACAUCCCCAUUGGGGGACGAAUCCCUGACCUUGCACAAACGCCAACCAACGAGAGUGAAGAGGAGUGGAAAUGGAAUGACCAUGAGCAGGGAUUUUCUGCGCUGAGGCACCCAGAAAAGUGUGUGUGCAAAGAAAAGGUGCUUGGAAGUGUCACUGACUUCUGCCAAAUGAAAUAUGCUUAUGUGAUAAAAGCAAGAAUCCUAUCAGCUCAUGACAAAGGGACCCAUGCCGAAGUUGUUGUGAAAGUGAAGAAGGUCCUGAAAUCAGGCAAAGUGAAAAUUGCUCGGAGCAACAGAAGCAUUUACCCAGAAUCCUGGACCAACAGGGGAUGUACAUGUCCCAUUCUCAAUCCUGGUACGGACUAUCUUAUAGCAGGCCAGGAGGACUCUAGGACCAGUAAACUCCUUGUGAACAUGAACAGCCUUGUGAAACCCUGGAAAGCAUAUUUGGGAAAACAAAUAUCAGAUAUUCUUCGAACUGGGUGUAAAUAA
Phaethon lepturus (White-tailed tropicbird) is the source of this 1044-nucleotide messenger RNA. RefSeq names its product netrin 4 (gene NTN4). Gene Ontology annotation, cellular component: laminin trimer. The record is from RefSeq and is a predicted model, not a curated record. The transcript is spliced from 7 exons. Gene Ontology annotation, biological process: basement membrane assembly; substrate adhesion-dependent cell spreading; cell migration. Gene Ontology annotation, molecular function: protein binding. NCBI's taxonomy places the organism in Eukaryota, Metazoa, Chordata, Aves, Phaethontiformes, Phaethontidae. The annotation marks the transcript as partial.